CUCGCAUGUUUUGGUCCGACGUUGUGUAUUAGAUGGGCAGUUAAAAUGCAUAAUUCGUUGCUGUACACAGCUUCUGUGUUGUUCAUCUUAUCAGUAAUCCAGCCUAGCGUUUCAGAUGACCCUUUUUGCGGUCUGCCCUUGCCCAAAACGUACGUGGUGUACAAACUGCGUGAGUGGGAGGGGGGCGUCAGUGUGGACGGUAGGAUAGACGAACAGGCGUGGUUAGACGUGCCCAGGACAGACAGGUUUGUAGACAUUCAAGGAGAGGAUUAUCCCAGACCGCGCUAUGAAACAUACGCCAAGCUGAGAUGGGACGACACGUAUCUGUACGUGGCGGGAUAUCUGCAGGAGUCAGACGUAUUCGCCAACCAGACCAAGCACGACUCAGUAGUAUUCGAGGACAAUGACUUUGAGGUGUUCACAGAUCCUGAUGGGAAUACUCACCAUUACAAAGAGUUUGAAAUCAAUGCAAUCAACACCACAUGGGACCUGGAGCUAAGUAAGCCCUACCUGAAUGGAGGGAAUGCCAACAGUAGCUGGGAGAUGCCAACAAUGAAGUCAGCAACAUACAUAGAGGGACCUGUCAACAACCCACUAGUGCCAAAUAAGUACUGGACAGUGGAGUUGGCACUUCCAUUUAAGGACAUGGUUCAUGACUGCACCGUGGCAACAGCCCCGCCCAAACAUGGCGACCAAUGGAGGAUCAACUUCAGCAGGGUUGAGUGGCAUGUAAAAAAUGUUAACGGCCAUUACGAAAAGGUCCCUGGUUUACCUGAAGACAACUGGGUGUGGUCUCCACAGCACUCCAUUAACAUGCACCUGCCUGAAAGAUGGGGUAUUAUACAGUUUAGCACAGACCCAGUCGACUCCACAGAGUUCAAGCCCAGUCCAAACUGGCCAGUCUACUCCAACCUGGUAGAGCUGUACAAUGCUGAAAAGAAAUUCUUUGCGAUCAACGGCUACUUCACAGCCAACCUGACCCAGCUUGAGCUGCCAGACUAUGUGAGGAAAGGAAAGUGUGCGAGCAUUCCUCAUGUUAAUGUCAUCAAACUGUACAACUUCAACGCCACAGUAAAACCAUUCAACUCCUCACUUCCUAAGGGGAACAUCAGGGAUGAUAGGCUCAUCUGGUUUACUUGAUGAAGAAAUAUAUUUUUUCCUAGAACAGUUUAUUGUUGAUAUAAGGGUAUACAGUAUUUUUAGAAGAGAUUGUUAUUUUGUGAAUUGGGAAUGUUUGGACUUACUCUCCUUCGUAAUUCAAGUCUAAAAUUAAAUAUGAGAUCAUUGAGUAUUGUGAUGUGUGUGGGUUCACAAUGAAAUACUAGUAAAUGUUAUAUGUCCUUUCUUUAAAAAAAGGGAAUAUAUAAGCUGAAAGCUUUGAGACUACAUUAAAGGGAAAUGAUAAAAACUUACAGGAGCUGAAUAUGUGAGGUGCAUUUGCCCUUUUGGUUGUCCAUGCCUGGUAUAGAAUGGAUUGUUUGAUGCAGAAGUAAACACAACUGUGCAAUAUAAAAAUUA
Molecule: messenger RNA, 1518 nt
Organism: Branchiostoma belcheri (Belcher's lancelet)
Lineage: Eukaryota; Metazoa; Chordata; Leptocardii; Amphioxiformes; Branchiostomatidae
Exons: 11
Coding region: 46-1140 (364 amino acids)
Biological process (GO): carbohydrate catabolic process
Molecular function (GO): hydrolase activity, hydrolyzing O-glycosyl compounds; carbohydrate binding
Source: RefSeq, a predicted model, not a curated record